This is a messenger RNA of Talaromyces proteolyticus, 1572 nucleotides long. Its product is annotated as FAD binding domain-containing protein. The record is from RefSeq and is a predicted model, not a curated record. The coding region runs from base 1 to 1572 and encodes 523 amino acids. Lineage: Eukaryota; Fungi; Ascomycota; Eurotiomycetes; Eurotiales; Trichocomaceae. The transcript has a single exon.
AUGUCAAUCCCGUCGCUAGUUGAUAUCCUAGUGGUUGGUAGCGGAAAUGCUGGCUUCUCUGCUGCCAUCUCCGCUGCUCAAACCUCUCCAUCGUCACGAAUCAUCCUCAUUGAUAAAUGUCCAGAAUCGUGGGCGGGCGGAAAUUCCUACUUUACGGCUGGUGCCAUGCGUACCGCCCAUACCGGGCUUUCCAAUAUUUUACCUCUUGUCAAUAAUGUGGACAACAAGCUUGCAAAGAUAAUUGACUUGCCACCAUACAAGAUGACUGAUUUCGAGAAAGACAUUCAGCGGAUCUGUGCGGGGCGGUCUGAUCCGCAGUUGAGUAAGAUCCUUAUUGAAGACUCACGAGAAACUAUUCAAUGGCUCAAAGACAUCGGUGUACGGUUUCAAUUGAGCUUUAAUCGUCAAGCAUUCCUGGUAGAUGGUCGAUACAAAUUUUGGGGUGGCCUUGCUUUGAAAACUCAAGAUGGAGGGAAAGGUCUAAUAGAAGACCACAAGAAAGCCGCCCAGAAACAUGGUGUGGGAGUUUAUUAUCAGACUGCCGCAAAAGAAUUGCAUACGGAUCCCCAAACUGGAGCCAUUACUGGAAUUACGGUCGUCUUAAAUGGGAAAUCAAAGUUAAUUCAGACAAAGGCCGUGAUUCUUGCUGCUGGUGGCUUCGAAUCCAACUCACGAAUGAGAGCACAAUACUUGGGCCGCGGGUGGGAUUUGGCCUAUGUCCGUGGAACCCCAUUUAAUACGGGGGAUUGCCUGGAGAUGGCCGUUCGGGACGUUUCUGCGAAGCAAGUAGGGAAUUGGUCUGGCUGUCAUGCGACAUGCUGGGAUGCUAAUGCAGAUCCAAACACUGGAAACCGAGAGAUUUCGAAUGAAUUCACAAAAUCGGGUUAUCCAUUGGGGGUAAUGAUUAAUACCCAGGGAAACAGAUUUGUAGAUGAGGGAAUCGACUAUAGAAAUUAUACCUAUGCUAUAUUUGGGAGAGCGAUUCUCCAGCAGCCGGAUGGCAUUGCGUUCCAGGUGUGGGAUUCGCAGAUGAUUCCUUGGCUGAGGAGCGAAGAAUACCGAGAUGGGGUAGUGAAAAAGAUCCAUGGAGAUACGAUUGAAGAACUUGCCGAAAAGUGUGCAUCAGAGGGUCUCAAAGGGAAAGAACAAUUUGUCAAAACUCUCAAAGAAUAUAAUCAAGCAGUGUAUGAACACCGCAAGGAAAAUCCCAGGGCCAAAUGGGAUCCGGCAAUCAAAGAUGAGCUCUCUACACAAUCAUCAUCAACAGGUUUAUCUCUUGCAAAGUCAAAUUGGGCGACAUCGAUAGAUCAAGGGCCCUUUAUGGCCGUAAAGGUUACUGGAGGCAUUACCUUCACUUUUGGUGGGCUGGGUGUGAACCCUGAAACUGCGGCGGUUGUGUCUUCCACUACAAAUGCGGAGGUUCCCGGACUGUAUAGCGUAGGUGAGAUGUUAGGAGGAUUAUUCUACGGUAAUUAUCCAGGUGGUAGUGGAUUAACAUCUGGCGCGGUGUUUGGAAGACGAGCUGGUAGAGCUGCUGCCGCUUCAAUUACUCGUUUGCAAGCUAGAUUAUAA